GCAACGUGUGAUGAAAACAAACAUGAGGUCUUUCAGCGCCGCGGCGCUGGUGUUAACCGCUCUUUUAUCAGAAUCUCUAAGCGCCCAAUCAGAACGCUCCAGGCAGCGCUCCGGACCAAUCAGGAGCGUGCCCGUAGCAGCCGACAUUAAACGAGAUGUCAACUUCGAUUGCCCGGAAGAAUUCGGCUACUAUCCCCACCCCACCGACUGCACUUUGUAUUAUGUCUGCGUGUUUGGCGGCGCACUACUCGAGUCAUGCACUGGUGGCCUUAUGUACAGCCACGAGCUCCAAACAUGUGAUUGGCCGCGCAAUGUAGGCUGUGAUGGCGCCAGUGCAGCAGCAACAGGCGAAGAAGAGCUGGAGCGACUUAUCGAGCGGGAUCCUCCCCCUCCGCCUCCACCUCCACCUCGUAGAACCCCGCCGCCGUCGCCGCCGCCACCACCGCCAAGAGCGCAACCCAAUCCCGUCGUCACUUCUAGAGGGCAACCCAAGUUCAAUCGUCAGGAGUACGAAAAGCAACAACAAUUGUACGCUGAAGUGGAUGACUUACCGCCAGUCGAAGAGAUAGAAAAUGAUAGACAACAACGUGUCUACCGAGGACAGCCUUCAACGAUCGGACAGGUUCAAAAAGACAGAGAUGGUUACGGUUCACAGGUUGUCAGCUCAAGAACUCUAAACUCCAACAUCAUCCCUGCUUCUAUAUCACAAAACAGUGCGAAGGUUGGAUCCUUCUCGUUCGGGACACAAGUCGAUGAACGACGAGCUGCCACUGCUACACCAAUACCUCAAACUUACAGUGAAGACAAAAGUGACAACGUGACUGACUCUUCACAUGACAGACAAUCAGACAUCGAAACGAAUAAUAUCAAUAUACAUGACAUAUCUGAUAAAUAUAAAUCACGAAAGAAAAGGGAGGUAUUAGAAAGUGUAGGGUUAAGUAACGACAGUGCAAAUGGUACAGAGAAAAUUACGAACAGAAAUGACGGCGUCAUGGAGUAUGAAGAAGUCAAGCCAUUAGAAGACGAAGAUUUUGUGGACCAAGAAGAUGUUGAAAGAGGAAAAAGACAAAUCAGAUACUAUACCCCUAAAGGUUAUAAGAAUCCUUCAAAAAAUUCGGGAAAACCUAUUCGAUUCGUGGACUUUCAACAGUUUAAUUACAACCCUAACAUUCAGGGUUCUAAAUAUCAACCUCAAUACAACGGUCUAAGUAAUACUAACGGUUUAAGUAAUUAUCAUGAUGGCACUCGCAAACCAUAUUCUUCUGAAAAUAAUUUUUAUUCUACAGCAAAUCCAUUCGUACAAUAUCAACAGGACAGUAAUCAAUCACAAAAACCUUUCAAGGCAAGCCUACCUGAUCCUUUCAGUCAAAGGUUGCCGCACGCACCUAUGAACGUAGCUACUCAAAUUAUAACAAAAUCUCCACCAAUAUCUUCUUUACAGAACAAGGAGAACUUGUUUUCAUCACUAGCUGGAGGAUUUUUUAAUAAUGUAAAAAAUGUAGGCAAUAAUCAGGACAAUCAGAAUAACAAUCAGUAUUCACAAUUUGUUUCGUCUACUAGUAAUCCAAAUAAUCAAGUUUCAUUGAAAGAUUCGUCAUUGCUUCCAAGUACAAUUGUUACUGACAAGCCUGUAAAGACGCACACUACUUCGCGUGUAAGAUCUAAAUAUAGAAUACAUCCUUCUCAAAAUGCAAAUGCUCAAACAGGACGAGUUCAUAUUCGAAAUGGAAAUGGUAGUCAAAAGCAGAUUGAGAAUAGACCACCGAAUAAAAACCAAGACUAUGAUGAUAAUGAUGAUGAUGAAGAGGAAGAAGACGACGAGGAUUCUGAUGAAGAUUCAGAUAAAGAAGAUGAAGAUGAUGGUUACAAACAUGAUUUUCCAGAACCUCCUUACGAAUACACACAUUAUAAGUUCCCUGAAAUAGAAAAUCCAUUCGCUGAUCCCAAUUUUGAUUUUGACGCUUUUCUAGCUAAGCUAAGAGGUGAUCAUUAUGCGACGAUACACGAGGAAAAUGAAACACCAAAACCUAGUCCUAAACCUAAUCAAAAUGUUGCCGUUAAAAUUAUAAAUGCGCCCACAGAUAAUACAACACCGUUGACUCCACAUUCCGGUGUCCGAUCGUCAACUCUGAAUUACCAUGGAAUGAGUACUCCACGACCAUUUAGUGUUCCUACUGGCCCCGAAGGAGUAACAGUCCAAGAGCAAAAUGAUCAUAGCACUCAAUCAAACACUAAACAUUCACAGAAAUUCCAAAAAUUGAUUGAAUUACCCCAUCCAACCCAACAAAAUUAUGUUCAACACCAGCAUCAAACUUUUGAUGACAAUAUACAUAACAAGCCACAUAAUCCGGGCAUUCCGUUGGAAGCCAUUAUACCGAAACUUAAACCACCAAAUUUCAAAGACGAUAGACAACUUCCAAUUACGUAUAAUUUCCAGCAAUCAGUAAGUAGUACGUUCAAACCAAAUAGCGACAAGCAAAAAGGAGAAACUAGACAGAUGUUCACGAUCACACAGAAACCUUACAUAUUUAUCACUAGUACUGGAUCCCCAAUUGCUAUAUCGUCUCCAAAACAACAGUUCAUGGUAAAUCCCGAAAAAUUUCUAAGUUUACAUCCGCACUUAAUCUCUUCAGGAAAACCAUACUUAUUUUCAACGGUAAAACCUCAUAAUGCCUUGUUGGCAUUCAAACAAUCAACAACUAAGCCAUUGACAACACUGGCUAACGAACAAUUAGCUGCACUCCAAUAUUAUUGGAAAAAUCCAACAACAGAAUUUUACAUUAAUUCUUCUCCUAGACCUCAAACCGUUUCCGAACUUCCUAAAUUAGAAAAUUUAUUCGCGCAAGCGAUAAAAUCAGCGGCGAAAAUACCGACACGUAAUCAAAAUUAUCCAAGUCCUGUCAAAGAUUUCGUUACUACUACAACAAAACCAACCACUAAACGUAGGCCUAUUCCUAAGCCUUCGCCAGAAAUGAAUGACUAUUAUUACGAUGACGAAGACGAACAAUAUUACUAUGAACCGCCAGUAAAAUCUAAAUAUAUGCCUAGUACAGAAAUAAAGCCCCAACGUCCUCCUAUGGCUCAAAAUUAUCAAGAAUAUGAAGACUAUGAAGAUUCUGAAGAAAGCCCCGAAAAUAACAAGCCUCUACGUACUUCAUAUGGACGGCCAGCAAAAUAUAACUCUCAAAAACCCGACACAGCUACUAAAAACCACAAUGAUGUAUCUGUAGUAACUAAAUCGCCUUUAAAAGAUAAUAAAUAUUUUAAUGGAAAAAUUCCUGUACCAGUCAUGAUAGGCUACAAUACUCCAGCCCCAAACGUUUUACUCCGCCCAGACAUUUCUAAUUAUCAACUAAUUCACCCGUCUCGGAAUCGUACUAUUCAUUUUAGAAAACCAAUGUAUUCUGAUAGCAGCCCAUACACAGCAAAACCCCCUAAAUACCUUAAUCAGACAACCCUAAGACCAUAUACAGUUAGGCAUAGACUCGCUAAGCCGACAACUGUAAAAGACCUUACGACCACUGAGGAAAAACAAAUUAGAGGAAGGAUAAGACAUCAUAAUCUAGUCGCAAUGAAACUGACUACACCUCGUGACAACCACAACCAGGAGACUCGUUUCACAAAGACUAAACACGAUGAUAAGACCAACAGCCUGGAGCCGACUGCAGUGACACCGUCCUCAUUUUCGGCAAGUCCUCGCCCAAAAAUGCUAUACAACGGAUCUCAGAGCUACAAUCCUGAUCAGUACGACCCAGUUUACGCUGUGUAUGACGAAGAUGGUGAACUUUAUAAGGAUUCAGACUAUGUGCAGCAAUAUAACACGGCCUCGCUCCGCCCUGCAGUCCAGCAAACCUACCGGGGUACGCCUCCGCCGAGACGACCGGCCGUCCAGAAUUACACUCCGAGGCCUUUGCAGGAAGACUACGAUGAUGCUCUCAUUCAUGGACAGAUAAACAAUCAGAAUCAGUACCAGGCACCCAUUCGUCACUCGACUAGGGGCGAUGGUAACGAAUUGGGCUAUGACCAUAAUCCGAGCAGCGCGAAGACAACUAUAUACGAAGCUACUUCUAUAAGCACCACUCCUUCUACAACCAGCACUAGCACCACACAACGCCCGACUACUGCACCUUUCACCGAAGCUAUGAUCCCGUCUCGAUACACUCCAAGAUCAUCCACAGUUGAAAACCCUAUUCGGCUUCCUUCUUCCUCUUCAAGCGAAACCCGCUCCGACGGGUCCGCUCCUCCAAUCCUAACUUCACCCUCACCAUUGAUAAACUUCUCCUCUUUAGCUAAACCCUUUGAAAAGACAGACAACUCGUAUAGGUUACAUGAGACUUUAACAUCGACUGAAAAAAUACCUAACUUUAGACUUCCUUUCCGUGUGACUAACAAUACCGAUAAUGAAGCAUUAGUUGGUGAGGUUUCCUCUAAUCAGGAAAAUGAAAAGAAGGUUGUGUCACUAACAACUGGUUUUUCCAUUAGGAGGAACCCAAAUAAUACGCAUAAUCCAUACACGCUGACGGUUAUUACGCGACCAUUUGAUAAAUAUAAUAAUGCUCAACAUCAGGAUGCUACGAAAUUCAGCGAAAAGCCGGUAAACACUUUUUCUAAUGAAGAUAUAAGUGAUCGAGAGACAUCAAUACAGUCCCAAGAAGAUACAAUAAUCAAUUCUGAUCUUUCUUCUGAGAACUCACUGCGUCGUAAAGAUAGCAAUUCGGAAUUUGUACGUGAAGAAGAGGACCAACCCAUUUAUGUCAGACCCGUCAAACCAAAACUGGUUGUAAAACAAAUAAAACCGAGGAUCAAAUUAACUCCUACAACAUCUCCUUCUACUACUAAGUACUAUCUCAAAACAGUCAUAAAACGGCCGGCACCGUUUGGAGCAAACCAAGAGUCAAAAGAAGAUUCCACAGAGAAUAUCAUUAACACAGACGUUUUAAUUGAAACAGGUCUACAAAAUGCCAGAACCAGUAGUAAUAUAAACUUUGCAGUAAAUGACACAGUCAUUAGCAAUUCCCCUAAAUGGAACCAAUAUAGUUCUUCUGAGGAAGUAUUUGAUAAACCUACUGUAUCACCUUAUCGGGCAUUAGAUAAUUUACGGAGUGUUUAUGAUAAAAAAGAAGUAUUGCAGGAUUACACUACCAGUACGACAUCCACUACUCUGUAUACAACUCCCGCGCCCAAGAAUUUUAUAGAUAGAAGUGUAGGCACCGAAGAAAAAACUCCUAAGUCUUAUUAUAGUUACCGCAUAGUGGAUGAAGAAAUACCAGAUCAUACCACUGAAGUUCUAAGUGGUACGGUAAAAAAUAUUAUUAAAGCUUUUCUGAACAAUAUUGCCAGCCCUGCUCCUAGACCUAGACCAGUAUUAGGUUUUACAAGCACAACUCCUUUCAUUUCAACUACAAGACAACCUGAAGAAAAAGUUGUUAAUAUUGGUUUCCAAAAGAAGACCCCGAUGUAUGCCGAUGAAAAACCUUUGCGAAAUAAUGUUAAGAGGUUACAGAUAAUAACAGAAUCUCCUCCUCCCAAAUUUGUUUCUCCGAGGAUUGACACUUCGUAUUCUGAAAGAGAUAAUGACAAUCACCAAGAUUUUACGUCGAUAACAAAUACUACUACAACUACAAUAAAUACUCCUCUUGUUUAUCAAAAUCCUGUACCAACGCCCUACAGUGAACAAAGUUCUAUUAACACCGAUUUACAUAAAGCACCAGCUAAACUCCCGCGACAAUCAAAAUUUAAUAUAUUUAUUAUAAAUAGACCUGAACAAUCUGAAGAUAGUUACAAAUCAUUAGAAAAUUCACAAAAAUUCCAAAACUUACUUACCGACAAGCCAUCGACUGUGCAAAGUUUGUAUGACAGCGUAUCUUAUAACAACGACGACAACGAAGUGACCAGACCGACUAAGCCUAUCCCUGAGAUUUCUAUAACACCGACUGAGAUUGAAUGGAACCGACCUACUAACAAAAUCCCAGAAAUUGCGACAACAACAAGCACGACUAAGUCAACGACUGUGAGGGUUCCACUUACAUCGACAACUAAAAGUUUAUCCUUCCCCACGCGAGCAUCGCGAGUCAAUCCCGCCAUAAAGUUAGCUGCGACAAACCCAGGAGGUGGGCGCAGGAGUUACCAAUCGUCGUCCAAAUGCUCAUCAGAUAACAGUCUGCAAGCGAACCCAAAAUGCAACGAAAUCAAAUACCAGAGGCCCACCAGUAAUCGUGGACGCGGUUCAGCUCAUUACUCCACCCUGAUUGGUUCGGAUUCUCCUCAGCAGCAAACUUCUCACAGAGGAACGCCACCAACCCGCAGUCGUCCAACGUUAAAGCCGUCGACCUCAGUUGUUACAAAUAAUAAUCCGAUAAUUGACAUCUACGCCAAUCCUCCAAGAAGACCUGCACCAGUGUAUCCUCAGCCAACGCCCGAUAAGACUGCAGCUAAAUGCCGAAAGGACGUCUGCUUGUUACCUGAUUGCUUCUGUGGUGGAAAGGACAUUCCUGGUGACUUACCGGUGGAAAGCGUACCACAAAUAGUUCUUCUGACAUUCGAUGAUUCCGUUAACGACUUAAAUAAGGGUCUAUAUGCUGACCUAUUUGAGAAGGACCGUGUGAACCCCAACGGCUGUCCAAUUGCGGCCACGUUUUACGUAUCCCACGAAUGGACAGAUUACAGCCAAGUACAGAACCUUUACGCAAGUGGACACGAGAUGGCCUCACACACAAUUUCCCAUAGUUUUGGAGAACAAUUCUCCCAAAAGAAAUGGAAUAGAGAAGUGGGUGGUCAAAGAGAAAUUCUGUCUGCAUAUGGUGGUGUUAAACUUGAGGACGUCAGAGGUAUGAGAGCGCCUUUCCUCUCUGUUGGUGGAAACAAAAUGUUCAAGAUGUUGCACGAUUCGAACUUCACUUAUGAUUCCUCAUUGCCCGUUUACGAGAACAGACCACCGAGUUGGCCUUACACUCUUGAUUACAAAUUGUUCCACGACUGCAUGAUACCUCCUUGCCCAACGAAAUCUUAUCCAGGUGUAUGGGAAGUUCCUAUGGUGAUGUGGCAAGAUUUAAAUGGAGGCAGAUGUUCUAUGGGUGACGCUUGUGCUAACCCUCCAGAUGCAGAAGGCGUUUACAAAAUGAUAUUAAAGAACUUCGACAGACAUUACACCACUAACAGGGCACCUUUCGGUCUUUAUUAUCACGCCGCCUGGUUUACUCAGCCGCAUCACAAGGAAGGUUUCAUAAUGUUCCUGGACUUCAUUAACCAGAUGCCUGAUGUGUGGAUCGUCACUAACUGGCAAGCUUUGCAGUGGGUGCGAGACCCGACACCCAUUUCUAGACUUAACAACUUCCAGCCAUUCCAGUGCAAUUAUCAGGACCGACCAAGGAAAUGUAACAACCCUAAAGUUUGCAACCUAUGGCACAAGUCCGGCGUUCGAUAUAUGAGAACAUGUCAGCCCUGCCCGGAUGUUUACCCAUGGACCGGCAAAACUGGCAUCAGAUCCUCGCGAAUUGACAACGAAAUCGAAGAAUAAAUGAAUUCAAUUUAGUCUUAGAAAUAGUAAAACUUGAAAUUACACCCAACACCGAAAUUGAUGAAAUAAUAGGUAUUACAAGCCAAUGAGGCAAAAUACUUUAUAGUAUUGUUUUGUCACCAACUAAAGAGUGCCAUUUAGAUUUUGAUGGUCACAAAGCAGUCUUUUGAAUUACCUGAGGAAACAAUUGGAUUUUCCGUUAGUAUAAUGAAUUUGUUCUUCAUAUAAGCGAGUUGUCAUGAUAAUUGUAUUGGAAACUGUGAUAUUAAGUGUUUUCAAUCAUCUAGGUGGAGCGAAUCAAUCUUUUAACGAAUAGCAGACCAGAUAAAAUUUGUAUGUCGCAUGAUUUCAUACAAUUGAAUUUUGCAAUGUUAUUCCUAUUUUGUGUUAAUAUAUUAUUUUUUACAAUACUCUUUCACGAAUGAUGAAAAACAAGAAGGUACACUUUAAGUGUACCUUAAUAAAGAAAAAAAUUCAGUAUUUUAAAACAUGCAGUAUCAACUAUUAUGUUAGGACCUCACCUUGAUUACCAUUUUCGAUUAUUUUAUACGAAAGCCAUAUUAAAAUUUAGAAAAUACGUUUUUCUAAUCUUGCCAGCUUCGUGGUUGACACUGCCUUUUAUAUGAAUUGUAAAUAUAGGAUUAGUAUAAUUGUAGUGCUUGUUUAGAAUAACAUUAAUUACGUUCUUGUAUCAGCUGAUUUUGGUACAGACAAAUUCUUUUUCGGUAAAAUCAUGUGUGAAAAUUUCUGUUGGAAAUUCGAAAUUUCCGGCUUUGCAUAGACGUCUGACAACAUCGCUAAAGUGAUGUAGCACAUGUCUAUGCGAUUGCUAUGAUCAUAUUGAUAGUUUGCGGACGUAUCUAUUUUAGCUAAAUAUGUUUACGAAUCUCUGAUUUGAGUCAUGUUGGAAGAUUUUUUCUUUAACUUUCAUAUUUGACUUUUUAAUUUCAUCGAUAUUUACAUGGAAGAUGACUCAAGCAGCAGAUUUCUUUUGAUAUUUUUUUACUCAGUUACUUUUUAAAGGCUUUAGUUUGCUAUUGCGACUGAAGUUAUUGGAAGCGCUUGCUACGAAUCUAUUUAAAUUUACUAUUUAGAUGAUAAUAACUCCUACUAUUGUAAAUAUAGGUAUAGUAUUUAAAAUCGGUAGUUUCACUUUUUUAUUCCUGAUGUUACUUACUCGUAUGGUUUCAAUUCACU
Molecule: messenger RNA, 8713 nt
Organism: Hyposmocoma kahamanoa
Lineage: Eukaryota; Metazoa; Arthropoda; Insecta; Lepidoptera; Cosmopterigidae
Gene: Cda5
Exons: 17
Coding region: 11-7516 (2501 amino acids)
Biological process (GO): carbohydrate metabolic process
Cellular component (GO): extracellular region
Molecular function (GO): chitin binding; hydrolase activity, acting on carbon-nitrogen (but not peptide) bonds
Source: RefSeq, a predicted model, not a curated record